UACAAAAUUUAGUCUCACUCUAGACUUCGUUGAAGAUAGACGUGUCCAACUGACUAGAGUUAUACGCAUUCGCAGUGAAUAAUUUCGUCAUAACAUUGUGAUAGUGACAAAAUCAUUUGGGACGUGAUAAGUGGGAGUGUUUAACAUUAUUGUUAAAUUUUAAGUACUAUAAACAAUUACUGAAGACGUUUCAGUGUUUUGCUGUUUUUGUGAAACUAUGACAUUGUUCCCUCUAUUUGGAUAAUUCCGGAUAAGGACUGCAAAAUUACCGCAAAUAUUUUUAACCACUUUGAAGAUUCGUGCGGAUCCAACGUCCGCCGAAACAUGGUCGCCGAGUUUAUAUUGAGCCAGCAGCAGCUGCUGGGCGGAGGCCCCGCCCUGGGCCCCGCACCGAGCCCCCAGCGCGUGCCGCCGCCGCCGCGCGCGCGCCUUUCUGUAUCACCGCAUUACCCCAUGGACCAAUCCCCUUCAUCCAACGGAUCGGCUGAGCAUCACGAAUUCGGAAACUCCUUCGAAUUUUCCAAAAGGAAAGAAUUCUUCGGGCAACGCAAGCAACGCGAGUUCAUUCCCGACAGCAAAAAGGACGACGGCUACUGGGACCGCAGGCGGCGCAACAAUGAAGCCGCCAAGCGUUCCCGGGAAAAACGCCGCUUCAACGACAUGGUGCUCGAACAACGCGUCGUUGAACUGUCAAAGGAAAACCAUGUGCUUAAAGCGCAAUUAGACGCCAUUAAAGAGAAAUAUGGAAUCUGCGGAGAAACACUCAUCAGCAUCGACCAAGUCUUAGCCACAUUACCGACGUGUGAUCAAGUCCUGUGUGUAACGAAAAGGAGUAAACUGACCAGCAAUGCUCUAUUCCCACCAGCACCACCCCCACCUCCCCCGAUUCCUCCAGCGUCUCCCCCAUCCCCACCACCACAACGCGCUCCUGAACAAUACCAGGAAAGACUUCCCGCUCCAGAAGCGUACUACCCUCACCCAGCACAUUAUGAACCUCCCGGUUCCGUUCUCAAUCUAUCAAGAUCGCGCCGUGCGCCAUCCCCCUACGAACUCUCUUCCCUAUCGGGCUCCGGCGACGAGACAGGCGAACAGUACGCCCCAGAGAACGCCGGCCUGCCACUCAAACUACGCCACAAAUCACAUCUCGGGGACAAAGACGUCGCCAGCGCUCUUCUCUCCCUCCAACACAUCAAGCAGGAGCCCGGCCCCCGCUCCUCACCUUCAUGGGACGGCGAGGGCUCCAGCGACGAGAGGGAUUCCGGGAUCUCACUGGGAGUGGAGUACAGGCCGCAGCGGCCCGUGAGUGACGAGAGGCUAGCGGAGGAGGAGGACGCGCACCUGAAGGCGGAGCUGGCGCGGCUCGCCACCGAGGUGGCCACACUCAAGAACAUGAUGCACCAGAACAAAUCGCGCACACUCGAGCACUGAGCGCCCCGCCCGCCUGCGCCUGGACCGCGCAGCGCCCGCGCUGAGUCGCCUCGGCUGCGUCUCGCGGUCGUGCCUCGCUCGUUUCGCGUCACGUGUCGAUCUUAUUCGUACAAACUGUCUCAACCUGCCCCUCCCUAGUAGUCGAAGUUACCACGAUGUAAAGAGAUGAAGAUAUAUAUUUGUAUGAUAUUGUGCAGCUGUACGCGGCUAAGUCGCAUCGCCUAAUCGUUAUCCUUCCUAGUAGUCGUAUUGAUAGGUUAGAGAUAGAUCCAUACGAGAGAUGCGUUCGCGGAGAACUCUGUAUGAGACUAAUAUUCGGUUUACGGAUUUUUCGAGCAGAUAAAACUCGUCUACUCACGAUAGAUUUAAAAAUGAUGCAUUUUUAGUGGUGAGCUAUGUAUAAUGUAACUGUAAUAUAAGAGAAGUAGAUCUGUUUCAUCUAUUCGAAGACUCGUUUGUGAAAAUCGAUGGCUGAAGACUAUGUUUUGUAUAAGUUAGAUGUAAGUCGAUGUAAGUAAGCUUAAGUCCAAUCUAGAUGUUUAUUUAUAAAUUUUUAUGUAUAGUCUUUUUCAUUCGGAAUGCCCGUUAUAUGAUGUUCCAAACCAAAAAAUAUGAUCCUCUAGCUGUCAGAAAUCGCAAACUAUUUGUAAGAUAAUCCUAUUGAAUUAAAUCAGAUAAGAAUACCAGUGCCUUUGACAAAACAUACCUACCUGUAAAAUAGCUCUAAAGUCUAAAUGUAAUAUUUUUGUACAUUUCUUAAAAGAUCGCGAUUUCAUAAUGUACCGUAUGCGAUUCCCUAACCAUGUGUUGCCAUCUCUAAUAAGUACCUAUUGAGUCGUUUAAAAUUGAUGUGACGCAUGGCGUUUUUUCUUUUUAGUCGAUGUUAAUGUCUUGAAUGUGUAGAUAUCGAUGUAUACCCAUGGUUUGGGAUGUGAGACCUAAGAAGGCUAUAUCAAGUAUUGCUGUCUUGUAAGUUACACUCCUGUUUGUCCUAAGGGCAUGUGAUAGAACUAAAGGAGUUUAAGUAUUUAUUUAUUCGGACCGUGAAAGAGGAUUUUACAAUUUAUUAUCUUUGUAUAAGAAACACUAUACGAUAUGAAUAAAUUGUGUACAUUACAAUUAAA
This is a messenger RNA of Colias croceus (clouded yellow), 2552 nucleotides long. It is a transcript of the gene vri, whose product is annotated as nuclear factor interleukin-3-regulated protein. Gene Ontology annotation, cellular component: nucleus. Gene Ontology annotation, molecular function: DNA-binding transcription factor activity; DNA binding. The transcript is spliced from 2 exons. Lineage: Eukaryota; Metazoa; Arthropoda; Insecta; Lepidoptera; Pieridae. The record is from RefSeq and is a predicted model, not a curated record. Gene Ontology annotation, biological process: regulation of DNA-templated transcription; circadian rhythm. The coding region runs from base 325 to 1428 and encodes 367 amino acids.